This is a messenger RNA of Carassius carassius (crucian carp), 1267 nucleotides long. Its product is annotated as adhesion G protein-coupled receptor E3-like. The coding region runs from base 99 to 974 and encodes 291 amino acids. The record is from RefSeq and is a predicted model, not a curated record. Gene Ontology annotation, cellular component: membrane. Gene Ontology annotation, biological process: cell surface receptor signaling pathway; adenylate cyclase-activating G protein-coupled receptor signaling pathway. The transcript is spliced from 6 exons. NCBI's taxonomy places the organism in Eukaryota, Metazoa, Chordata, Actinopteri, Cypriniformes, Cyprinidae. Gene Ontology annotation, molecular function: G protein-coupled receptor activity.
UAUCAAUUAAGUGGAUUGUAGAUGGUUGUUCUGUUCUAGAGACCAACAGCAGCUACACUGUGUGUUCAUGUGUUCAUCUGUCGACAUUCGCUCUCAUCAUGCAAACUAUCUGCCCACCAGAGGUGCAAAAAAGCGACCCAUUGCUGGAGCUGUUGAAUUUGGUGUGUGUGAUCGUGGGACUGGUGUUCUUCACUUUAGCCCUGUUGACCUUUGCCCUUUGUCAGUGGAGCCCUGGAGUGAAUAAUGUGGCUCGAAUCAACAUCUGCAUCAGUCUUCUACUGGCUCACCUUCUGUUCCUGCUCACACAGCAGUUCCUGAGUCUCAUACAGCAUCAGCAGGUGCUGUGUACCGUGAUCUCAGGCCUUCUGCACUUCCUUUUUCUCUCAGGCUUUGUGUGGAUGUUCAUUGAAGCUGUGCUGCUCUUCAUCUGUGUGAAGAACCUAUCACAGAUCAGCUCCAUUAAUAGAAAGGUUCUUAGCAGUGGAUUCCUGUGUGUGCUUGGAUAUGUGGUUGCUCUGGCUGUGGUGGCCGUGUCUGUUGUGGUGGAUCCUAAUGGCUAUGGAAGUGAAAAGUGCUGGAUGAAAAUAGAUAAAGGCUUCAUUUCAAGAUUUCUGGGACCCGUUUGCAUGAUACUAAUGUCAAACAUGAUUCUCUUCAUCAAAAUCAUCAUCAGUUUAAACUCAACUCUCAAAAAUCGCAAUGCUGAAGUCUCACAGAUGAAACAAACCAAGAUUUUGGUGUUUAAAACACUGGGUCAGUUUGUGGUUCUUGGUUGCUCCUGGAUUCUGGGUUUCUUCACUAAUUGCAGUAAGGUGUUGGAGAUCCUCUUCGUAAUCUUGAACUCCCAGCAGGGAACCUUCAUCUUCCUGAUCUACUGUGUCCUCAAUAAUAAGGUCAGGCAGCAGUACAGGAAGUUCUUCAGAUAUCUUUGCAGUUUCAAACAACAGGACUACAGCAUAAUGUUCAAGAAGUAAAAAAGUACUGCUGUUAAUGUAUGUUUCUAUUAAAAUACAAAGCAUAAUUAAUGUUUUUGAAUGGUAGUCUCACCUCUUUUUUGUUAAUGUUAUAUUAAAUAAAUAUAUUAUUAGUGUACUUAUAGUAGAGCUGACUACUAAAUGGCAAAAAAAGAGGGCAACCUUUUCACCUUGAAAAAUCUUACUAAAUACAUUUUGUUUUCUUAAAAUAAAAGCUUUGUUUACUUUAUAUAAACCUAAUAUUAAUUAUUGAAUAAAUGCUUUAAAAAAUGCCCAUGCUCAUAUGACUUUAA